This is a messenger RNA of Varanus komodoensis (Komodo dragon), 475 nucleotides long. RefSeq names its product NADH:ubiquinone oxidoreductase subunit S6 (gene NDUFS6). Gene Ontology annotation, biological process: mitochondrial electron transport, NADH to ubiquinone. Bases 20 to 403 code for a protein of 127 amino acids. The record is from RefSeq and is a predicted model, not a curated record. NCBI's taxonomy places the organism in Eukaryota, Metazoa, Chordata, Lepidosauria, Squamata, Varanidae. The transcript has 4 exons.
CGCUGGGGCAGCGUCCGACAUGGCGGCGGCCGCGCUACCCUUGCGGAGGGCCUUCCGGGCAGGCCUGGCCGUGGCGAGGGGCGGCGGGCCCGCGCUGGGGAGGCGCUACGGCGUGGUGACGUCCCCGACGGGCGAGAAGGUGACGCACACGGGGCAGGUUUAUGAGGAGAAUGACUACAGGCGGGUUCGAUUUGUUGGGCGACAGAAAGAGGUGAACGAGAACUUUGCAAUUGAUUUAAUUGCUGAGCAGCAAGUGAAUGAAGUGGAAAGUCGAGUCAUUUUCUGUGACGGCGGUGGUGGAGCUCUGGGACACCCCAAAGUGUAUAUAAACUUGGACAAAGAUACGAAAACGGGAACAUGUGGUUACUGUGGUCUUCAGUAUAAGCAGAAGCAUCAUCACUGAAAUUGUCUCAUCAUGUCCUUCAGAGCUGUUAGCCUUUUUGUGUUAUAUUAUUAAAAUAUAUUUAAAAGAUGA